Parasteatoda tepidariorum (common house spider) is the source of this 1480-nucleotide messenger RNA. Its product is annotated as eukaryotic initiation factor 4A-III. Lineage: Eukaryota; Metazoa; Arthropoda; Arachnida; Araneae; Theridiidae. Gene Ontology annotation, molecular function: ATP binding; nucleic acid binding; RNA helicase activity. The record is from RefSeq and is a predicted model, not a curated record.
UAAGUAAGUGAGUGGCGUAUUCGAGCGCUGCGAUCGCCAAUACAAUUUCGGCUGCCAAAACAACUCUGAACGGAAAAUUAAUAGUUUAGCUUCUACUAACUGCAACUUUACUUCUUGGGCAACAGUUCAUAUUCUAAACAUAACAAGCAAGAAAUGGCCGCUCGCAAUCGUCGUGUCGUGGAACCUGAUUUAUCAAAUGUUGAAUUUGAUACAAGUGAAGAUGUUGAAAUUAUUCCCACUUUCGAUGCAAUUGGUCUUAGGGAAGAUUUACUUCGUGGUAUCUAUGCAUAUGGAUUUGAGAAACCAUCAGCAAUUCAACAAAGAUCAAUCAAGCCUGUUAUGAAAGGAAGAGAUGUCAUUGCUCAAGCUCAAUCUGGUACUGGGAAAACAGCUACUUUUUCCAUAGGAGUUCUCCAAAUGCUGGAAACAGAAAUGAGGGAAACACAAGUUCUUAUCCUAUCACCUACCAGGGAGUUGGCUGUUCAAAUUCAAAAGGUUAUAUUAGCCCUUGGAGAUUACAUGAAUGUUCAGUGUCAUGCUUGUAUUGGAGGAACAAAUUUGGGAGAAGACAUCAGAAAAUUAGAUUAUGGACAGCAUGUGGUUUCUGGUACACCUGGAAGGGUAUUUGAUAUGAUCAGAAGAAGGAAUUUAAGAACAAGAUCUAUAAAAAUGCUUGUACUGGACGAAGCCGAUGAAAUGUUAAAUAAAGGAUUUAAGGAUCAAAUUUACGACGUGUAUCGAUAUCUGCCACCCUGUACGCAAGUUGUUUUGAUAUCUGCCACACUUCCUCAUGAGAUUUUAGAAAUGACCAACAAGUUUAUGACAGAUCCCAUCAGGAUAUUAGUCAAACGUGAUGAAUUGACGCUGGAGGGUAUUAAGCAGUUUUUUGUGGCUGUUGAACGCGAAGAGUGGAAGUUGGACACACUGUGCGAUUUGUACGACACUCUGACAAUCACCCAGGCUGUUAUUUUUUGCAACACAAAAAGGAAGGUUGACUGGCUGACAGAGAAAAUGAGGGAAGCUAAUUUCACUGUAUCCUCAAUGCAUGGUGACAUGCCUCAAAAGGAGAGAGACGCCAUUAUGAAGGAAUUCCGUUCUGGAUCAACGCGUGUUCUCAUCACAACAGAUGUGUGGGCAAGAGGAAUUGAUGUUCAACAAGUAUCUCUUGUUAUCAACUAUGACCUUCCAAACAACAGAGAAUUGUAUAUACACAGGAUAGGUCGAUCUGGUCGUUUUGGACGUAAAGGUGUUGCCAUAAACUUUGUCAAAAAUGAUGACAUUAGGAUAUUAAGAGAUAUUGAACAAUAUUAUUCAACCCAGAUUGACGAAAUGCCAAUGAAUGUUGCUGAUCUUAUCUGAAGGAAAGAAAUGUGCAUUAUUCAUUUUGAAAUAAAUUGUGUUCUGUAUCAGCAGAGAAAAGAUUAAGAAUCUAUCAUUCAUCAUAUUAUGUAGUUUUGUAUAAUAAAUAUCAUUAACAUUA